GUUAAUGCAUUUCACCGGUAAAUAAACACCACCGACAGAACCCGAGUGGGCGAUAUAGACAAUCAGAGUCUCCAAUCCAGUUCUGUCUCCACUGAAAGAGCUGAAUCCAUCUCGAAACACAAAAUCUUUUCGCAAGAUCUACCCGGUAUGGCGAAGCACACGGCGGCUUUGAAAGUUGGACUGACUUUGCUUGCUCUGAGCAUGAUCGGUUACAUACUCGGCCCGCCUCUCUACUGGCACCUCACCGAGGCACUUGUCGCUUCCGCCUCUUCUUGCUCCCCUUGCGUCUGCGACUGCUCCUCCGUGCCUCUUCUCACCAUCCCCAAAGGACUCAGCAAUGGAUCUUUUGGAGAUUGUGCAAAGCAUGACUCAGAGGUGAACGAAGACACAGAGAAGAACUACGCUGAGCUAUUAACAGAGGAACUGAAGCAACGCGAAGCAGCAUCCAUGGAGAAACACAAACGAGUAGACACAGGUCUGUUAGAGGCCAAGAAGAUCACAUCCUCUUUCCAGAAGGAGGCGGAUAAGUGCAACUCCGGUAUGGAGACUUGUGAAGAAGCAAGAGAGAAGUCGGAGAAGGCACUUGUGGAGCAGAAGAAGCUGACUUCUAUUUGGGAACUCAGAGCUCGUCAAAAAGGGUGGAAAGAAGGAGCCACCAAGUCAUCUGUUAAAUCCAAAAGCAGUGUCCAGGCUUCUUAGAGGCACACUCUUUAAGUUGUUUUUAUAUUACACGAAAGAAUGUAUUUUAUGGAUUUUGAUUUAUAAUAUUGUCUUGUAGUUUUCUGAUGGAACAGAUAUUGAAUGAAACAGUGUACCAAAACAACAAUGUAUUAAUGGAUUUUGAACAAAUUUUUAUUACAAA
Molecule: messenger RNA, 862 nt
Organism: Raphanus sativus (radish)
Lineage: Eukaryota; Viridiplantae; Streptophyta; Magnoliopsida; Brassicales; Brassicaceae
Exons: 3
Coding region: 148-699 (183 amino acids)
Source: RefSeq, a predicted model, not a curated record